Dendroctonus ponderosae (mountain pine beetle) is the source of this 3583-nucleotide messenger RNA. RefSeq names its product calcium channel flower (gene fwe). Gene Ontology annotation, biological process: vesicle-mediated transport. The transcript has 6 exons. The record is from RefSeq and is a predicted model, not a curated record. The coding region runs from base 82 to 651 and encodes 189 amino acids. Gene Ontology annotation, cellular component: membrane. Lineage: Eukaryota; Metazoa; Arthropoda; Insecta; Coleoptera; Curculionidae.
UGUGGUUUUAAUGUCACAUGUCACCGCUUGACGUUAGGAUUUUUGUGUUGUUCGUCGAUAACUACAAUCGUUGCGAAAAAAAUGUCUUUUCAGGACAAAAUUUCCGCACUAAUGGUCAGACCGGGCCAAGAUCCGGUGUCUAAAGAUGAAAUACCCUGGUGGUUAAAAUUUGCUGGCAGGGGGCUGGGAACAGUAGGUGGAAUCCUUGCCGUUUUCCUGGGAGUGUGGAGUUGUCUUGGUAUACUCGUAGUCAACGUAAGCGCUCUAAUUGCGGGAAUGUUGCAAGUAGUGGUUGGUUUCAUAGUCUUAUGUGUUGAGGCUCCAUGCUGUUGCAUGUUUGUCGAAAACGUGCAAAGAAUGAGCGAUUUUGUGGAUUCGAGGCCUUUUUGGAACAGAGCUGCAGGAUAUGUGGUCCUUGCGAUACCACCAAUUAUAAUUGAACCCUCAGUUACCAUUAUUUUGGGAAGUGGACUAAUUUUUGGAACUGGUGUCCUUUAUGGAAUGAUGGCUUUGGGAAAGAAGGCUUCGAGAGAGGACAUGGCAGCUGUUGCUUCGCCGCAAAUGGCGACCUCACCUUCAGGCUUGGGAGGACAUGUAGAUCACCAACGGGCCACACUUGUGGAAGAUCCUGAUGUGUGGCGCCCGACGUAAAGUGGAAUCGCUUACGACUACUAAUCAUAUCAGUAGCGACCGCUGAGGAGAUGCGUCAAGCAGCGGCCGCAGCUGAAGCAAGCCGGCAACCUGGCGGCGUAACAUCAACCAGCAUGCGUUCCAACCUUGUAGCAAAUGCUCAACCAAUCAGCUUUACAGGAGCCCCUGUUUUUGACAGUAAUGUUUGACCGUGAUAUAUAUGGAUUAUUUUCAGGUUCCUUUCAUUUUACCUUUGCGUCAAAAUACGUCUAACAACACUUAAAAUCCUCCUUCCAUCAAGAAAUCUCCAAAUAAUACAUGUAUAAACAUAUGCAUAAUUUGGGGAUAUUUAAGUCUAGUUAAUUUGUUUUUUUUUGUAUGGAGUAGAACUGGUGAAGCAAGGCAGAUUUAGCCGGAAGAAUAUGGGGAAGGGUCCACUAUAAUUCUAAUUUGUUUUAAUGAAUUAUUGUCGUUACGGUUUCUGUUUUGCUCAGUAUUAGAUUGUUUUAUUUUAUCUUUAUUUAUUCACUUAAGUUUAUAGUUUUAGUGCCUACCAAAGGGAGAUUACAGUAAGAAGUAUAAUAUAUUUAUUUGUAUGUUUCCGUUGUUUCAAAUAAAAUAAAAUAGGCGGAUAUAUGAUCUCAAACUUCAACAAGUUUGCUCAUUUUAUAGAGAAUAUUUGCCCAUCGUUAAUUUUUAAAUUUACUUGUAAUUUAAAAAAAUAGUCAUUUAUUUGAAACAACUCCUUUCAGGACUAAUUUGUUUUGUUUUAUCAGCUUUUCUUUGAUUAUAAAUGGUUUUGAAAGUCUUUCGUUGAUGAAGGAAGUCCUUAUUGAAGAACUUUUCUUGAACGAGGCUCGUAAGUAUACGAAUCUCGAUCAAGAAACAAACCAAAAUUAUGGGUGUACAUAAUGUAUACUUCUAAGUUAACUUAAAUACAGUGCGAGAUUAUAGGCUAUAGUUGUAUUUAUUCAUAUAAUUUAUAAUACAUAAACUGUCAAUUAUAGGAGUGCUGUGCGCUACUGGGUUUGAGCUUAUAAUUUCAAAAUUUAAAUUAAAUAAUUACACAACCAUUUAUUAUAUGUGAGACACAUUUUAAUUGUGUGUCGAAAAAAUGGAAGUAUUUGACUGUGACUACUCCAAUUACUUGUUUUUAUUUGGUCACAAAUUUUAUAAAUUGUGUGGUUGAAUUUCUUACCCUUUUGAUUUCUUAGUAAAUAUUGCCUAUUAUUUCAAUUUAAUUCAUCAAUUUUAAUCAUAAGCAUUUUAAGACUGUGGUUUAUGCGUGUAUUGGUGUGUACUUUAGUCUAAUUAAAUUACGUAUUAUACGGUGUGUCUAAUUCUCUAAAUACCUACUUUGCGUGCUUGCUGAAGAGAUUAUGUUCGCUUACUCCUGUAGAGAGGGUCAGUAAAAGUAAUUUUGGUUAUAACUCCCGGUAUAUGUGAUUAUAUUUUCUAUAUUGUUGUAUGUAGUAUAUCCCUGCUCAAUUGGUUAUUUAUUAAUACAAUAAAUUUUACUUUCUAUUAAGUAAGAAUUAUUGGCGCUACAACAUUCAAAAAGACAUGCUAAAUUAACAUUCCAUCUCGGUUUCCGAAUGAGGAAUUCCAGUCUACAUAUCGUAUGUUUUUAAUGAUCAAUCAAAUAUAUUUUGCUUUUAUUUGAAUAGUGAUUAAACUUAUUAUAGUUGUUUGAAUACAGAUGAAAAUAUAAUGACCUUUAUCAACUGCAUAAUGUUAGUGCAUUAAUUACAUGUCAUAAAAAUUGGUUUCCAAGUUUAUUAUAUGCAGAGCGAACACUAAACAAAGUUAUUUAAUAGCUCUUAGCACAGUUAAUCGUUUAAAACUAAAUUUUAAUUUUGAAGAUGACCGGAAAUAAUUUGUGAUAUUUUAACAUUUUAUACUAUUUUCCAGAUUCCAAAAGAUUUUUAUCACAAUCUGUGCGAGGUAUUAUAUUUUGUAAAUUUUGUUCUGGCGCCUAAAAGCAGUUAAAAUAUAAGGAAUUACGCGAAACUAUUACGACACGUUUAUAAAUUACGUAAAAAUAUUUUUAAUUUAUAACUUAACACUUGAAACAAUCUUUACUUGUUUUUUCGGCUUUCAGGUUUCAAAUAAUACAAUAAAAAGUUCGGAUUCUUAAGUUUAGAAAAGACUUAUCCUUAUCUAAGCUUUUUUCUUCAAUUAAUGAAAAGUACUAUUACUUCGUUAGUAAUGUUAUCUUGUGUAUUUAAAUAAUGCCUGAAGCAACAAGUUGAGUUUUCCAAAUAGUUUGUUAAAAAUGUUAGCAAAUGAUAAUGUUCACACUGUGAGCCAUGAAGUCUCAAUGCCGUUCCAAUAUGCCACGUACAGUUUUCACUCAAAUAAAAGAGUAAAAUGUGAAAUUUUUUUAAAGAUGUUGCAAAUCAAUCGAUGAAAGUUCCCAGUAGACGGAACUGGAGGUAGACUGCAUGUUUCUAUUUAUUAUGUAUACUUGAGAUUGCUUUGAAGGUAAAUGACUGAAAAUUUUUUAUUUGAAUAUUUACAAUUUUUCCAAGUGUGGUCGUAAACUCAGCUACAAUAUAAUUGCUUCCAUUUUAAAUGGAUUUAUUUAAGCUGCCAAAAACCUUUUCUGAUAUUUAAACUAGUUAUAUAUAUUUCGUAAUACUGUGAGUUUACUAGAACGUUAUGUAAUACCUAAAAAUAAAUAAUUAAUUUAAGCAACAUAAUAGUAAUAGAAAGAAACGGUAGUUUUAUGUAACACACAUCGACCUUUAUUUGAAGAUAAUUGCAUACAUUAAAUAUUUUGAUUUUGAGAGUUAUUAAAGUGUGCAUUGAAUUGAAAUGUAAUUGAAUGUAAUUGUUAUUAUGUACAUGUUCAAUUAGAUCAAUUUCUAACAUUGCAAAUUAUAGGAUGACAUGGCUACAUGAAAUGUAACCCGAAAAAUGUACUGUUAUAGCAAUAAAACAAAGUAUUAUA